CAAACCUCCGAGAAGGACUCUGGACUCCCCAGCGCGCACGUCGACGAAGGGAAGUGGAUCCCGGCGGCGGAGGCGGAGGCGUCCCCUGGUCCCGUCGGCGGCGGCGCCGCCUGGUUGAGCUUGAGCCUGAGCCUGAGCCUGAGCCGAGACACAUCUGCAAACACUUCGCUUUUGAUUAUAUCCUAGGCGAACACUCUGUUUCCCUCAGUUUAUUCCGAUGCUAUGCUCCUCCUAAUGCGAGUCCCCCCUAGAUCUUCUUUCUCUUGGCCCGUCUUGGAUUCGGCUCGUUCAACGCUCCGCCUCUGUCGGUGUGGAAACGCACCUUCAUCCGAUCGACGCCUCAUAUCAUUUCUCUAUUUUUUGCAGCGUACUAUUGCAGGGGGUCAGAUCGACCAGGAGCUCAGAAUAACCAAUGUCGAUAUCACCAGACGCGCCAUCUAGAGGUGGUGCCGCGUGCCUGCGUCAAAAUAUGACCGAAGAUGAUGAGACCAAUAUCAGGCCCUCGGACUCAAACAGCACGAUCUUGCGUGACAUUGAGUACAGAAGUAGCGAUAGAUGUAUGGAUAUCUCGAACCCAGUGUACCGGUUUGAUCUAACCCCAUACGAAUCGGUCUUCCGUGAUGGAUUUAAAGGGCGAUUUGAAAUGAACACUCCCAACAGCAUUUACUGCAACUUGGAACUUUACCUGCACCAUGGGGUAAUGCCUGCUACCAUCACUCGAAGACCGGACAAUUACAUCUUUUUUAGCACUACCCUGAGCAGGUCCUGGUUUCCCAACGUGAGGCAAGCCCGUAUAUAUCGCUAUGAGAUAUAUGCCCCCGGGGGUAUCUGGCUUGCUCAAACAUUUCGUCAAUGUGAGACAAGCCCGGACGUAUCGCUAUAUGAAGAUGAGGUAGCCUUUCUUGUUGGCAUUGCUCCUCAAUAUAUUCGAUCUGCACAGGCUUUCCGCCUCAUACCCGGCAGGAAUGGAGGGCUUGGCAAACGAUUGGAAGAUGUUCUAUACAUAAACAGAAACUUCAAUCCUCAGUCACAUCCACCAAGGGAUAUUCCUAUCAUGCAUCCGAUUAUGGAGUACAUUGAUUAUAACAACCAGACAAGGCCUCUAAGAAUUCAAUAUGUGCCCGAAGAGAUAGAGAGUAUGUGGCCAUAUAGGCGAUCGCUGGGAACUACAAAUGAUGUUCCAAUCGAGUAUUAUGCAGAGGGUGUGGCUCACAUCGCCAGCUAUAUCGACUCUGCAUUUCGAUCUACAUAUUGGAAUGAAGUCUAUAUCUUCAUCAAGGAAAAGUAUGUUCUCGUGAACUACGCGCCUGGAUCAACUAAUGACAGGAUACUCAAUGGCCCACACUACAUAGGCGAUAGCUUCCCCUUUCUUGUGGGGACUGCUUUUGCCGAGUACGGGAUAGACGCUUCUUUCGGUUCUCAUAGCAGUGUUGAAGCAAUCAUCUUUUCUGGGAACCUCUGCGCACGGAUAAACUUCGCACCAAAGACCACCGGUGGUUACAUUGUAGAGGGGAUCACAACCAUCAGACAGAUGUUCCCUUUCUUUAGAGGGACCGUCUUCGAGAAGGGGAUAGAUGCCGCGUUUGAAUCCACCGUGACUGGUGAAGCAUAUCUAUUCAAAGGCUCAAAUUAUGCUCUUAUCAACUACUAUAAGAAAGAACUCAUCGCUAUAACUCCCAUAGCAGUUGGGUUUCAGUGUCUGCGCGACUCUGAGUUUGAAGGAGAUAUCGGUGCUGCCUUUGCCUCGCACAUAUGCAAGGAGGCUUACCUGUUCAAAGGUAACAGGUAUAUCCUCCUUCAUUUUACCCCUGGAGAGAACAAGGACUACAUUGUUGACGGACCGAAGGACAUCGUCCCUGGAAACUGGCCCUCGCUCGAUGGCGUCCUACCCUGCAGAAACAUAGGGCUCGAUGUUAUUGGGUUUCCCCAUGGUAACCCUUUGCCUGAGGCAUCUAACCAUGGCAAUCCUAUGCUGGACGCGUCUCCCCAUGGUAACCUUGUGCCGGCCGAGCACGUCCCGGAUGAAUCUGUAAUAAGAUCUAUACAUGGAUGUAUGUCUUUUCUUUUUCCCCACUUGUUUAACUAACUCUGGACAUUGUGCAAAAUAAGGGUAUUUUUUGCUUCUAUUCAUGUGUGUGAGAGCGUUAUGUUUUCUGUUUGCUGGUAUCCACAGCUUAUUGUAAUAAAAGUCUGGUGGCGGGUUUUCUGCUUCCGUUUCAGAC
Messenger RNA from Triticum aestivum (bread wheat), 2222 nucleotides. RefSeq lists its product as uncharacterized. NCBI's taxonomy places the organism in Eukaryota, Viridiplantae, Streptophyta, Magnoliopsida, Poales, Poaceae. The coding region runs from base 413 to 2086 and encodes 557 amino acids. The record is from RefSeq and is a predicted model, not a curated record. The transcript has 3 exons.